AUGAAUGUAAUCAAUGGGGAAAAUAAUUUAAAUCAUUCUAUUAAUGUAUUACUCGACAGAUUUAAGGAGUUAUUCUCGGAGGGCCUGGGACGGUUCACGGGCGGUAAGGCUCAGCUGCGGGUGCGCGAGGGGGCGACGCCGGUAUUUUGCCGCGCGCGGCCCGUGCCGUACGCGCUGCGCGAGCGGGUAGAGGCGGAGCUGGCGGGCAUGCUGCGCGCGGGCGUCAUCGAGCCCGUUGACAGCGCGGACUGGGCUACCCCACUGGUACCGGUACGUAAGGCGGAUGGUGGACUCCGUAUAUGUGCUGAUUAUAAAGUUACUUUAAAUCCGUUUCUGUUGGUCGAUAAAUAUCCGUUACCGCGAAUUAAUGACUUGCUUGUGAAAUUAAAUGGUGCUAAAAUAUUUACGAAAAUUGAUCUUUCACAAGCCUAUAAUCAAAUAGAGUUACAUGACCCCGAUAAUUUGACAGUUAUUAACACUCACAAAGGACUUUUCAAGUACAAACGAUUAGUAUAUGGAUUGUCUUCGAGUCCUGGAAUAUUUCAGCGAAUUAUGACUAAUCUUUUGAACGAUAUUCCGGGAGUAGAAGUUUUUAUUGAUGAUAUAAUAAUCGGUUCUCCUGAUACUCGCGAACAUUUAAUAACUUUAAAACGUGUUUUAGAGCGGUUACGAAAUAACGGAAUGAAACUUAAAAAAAGUAAAUGCCUAUUUAUGACAAGUGAGGUUAAAUAUCUAGGUUUUAUUAUUUCAGCCGAGGGUAUUAAAGUGGAUCCGGAAAGGGUGGAGGGAAUAGUAAAUAUACCUCGCCCGGUUAAUAUUACGGACUUAAGGGCCUUUCUAGGCACUAUUAAUUUUUACGCAAAAUUUGUUAAAAAUUUAAGUACUAUAUUAGCACCACUGUACCACUUACUGAGAAAGGGAGUAAAUUGGAUAUGGAAUGAUGAGUGUGAAGUAGCAUUCCGGACAAUUAAGUCAAUUUUAGUUGGUGCGGAUGUUCUAGCGCACUACGAUCCGGAAGCGCCUUUGUUUUUAACGUGCGACGCGAGCGCGCGAGGUAUAGGCGGUGUGCUCACGCAAACUGACACGCGAGUCGCUCGCUCGGGCGAGUCGGCGCGGGAGCGGCCGGUCGUAUACGUAUCGCGAGCGUUAACGGCUGCCGAGAAACAUUACUCUCAAAUUGAACGUGAGGCUUUAGCAAUAGUAUUUUGCUUUGAAAAAUUGCAUCAGUACCUGUACGGCAGGCGCUUUACACUGCGUACCGACCAUAAACUUUUGGUAACUAUAUUUGGGCCGAAACAAGGAAUUCCGUCGAUGGCUGCAAGUCGGUUACAACGGUGGGCUAUUAAAUUAUCGGCAUAUACCUAUGAGAUUGAGUACGUUACAUCAAAACAAAACGGCGCUGAUGGUUUAUCUCGAUUGCCAGCAAGCUUUAAAAAUAAAAAUAUUUUUAAAAUUCCGGAACAAUCUCACUUACACUUUGCACAUAAUGCUUUAUUAUUAGAUUAUAAUGAAAUUAAAAAACAGACUUGCCGGGACCCACUACUGGGUCGUGUUCUCACUUAUAUUCGUGACGAGUGGCCUCCACAUAAUGAGAUGCUGCCUCUCAACCCUUACUUUAAUCGUAAAAAAGAGUUGUAUGAGGAGUUAGGUUGCGUGAUGUGGGGCCACAGAAUAGUGAUACCGGAAACCUGCAGGGACAAGGUUUUAACUGACUUGCAUGAGGCUCAUAUGGGGAUAGUUAAAACGAAAUCUUUUGCAAGGAGCUACGUAUGGUGGCCGGGCAUUGACGAAGCAAUCGAGAAAAUGUGCCGCCACUGUAGCGUGUGUGUCACGGAGAGUGAAGCGCCACCGCGGCAUAUGCCAUGCCCAUGGCCAUGGCCGAAUAAACCUUGGGCUCGCGUACACAUCGACUUCCUGGGUCCUCUUGCGGGUCGAAUGUAUUUAGUGUUGGUGGAUGCGAGAACUAAAUGGAUAGAAGUUUGUCAGGUACCUAGCACAGCAGCUAGUCACGCAAUUAAAAUAUUGAGUGGCAUUUUUGCUCGUUUCGGUUUGCCUAAACAAAUAGUAUCGGAUAACGGCCCACCUUUCUCUAGCAAUGAAUUUUCAACAUUUGUCAAUACGAAUGGCGAAACGCCAGCGUCACUUAUGUUCGGCCGCCGGUUACGUACUAAAUUUGACGCUAUGAGGCCUAAUAGGGAUCUUAAAGUCAGAAACACUCAAGAACAUCAACAAAGGUACACUACUAAUGAGUCGCGCCUAUUGUACCCAGGGGACGAUGUAUGGCUACGUCAAUAUAGGGGGAACGAUAAAUGGGUGUCGGGGAAGGUAGUGGAUAAGAUGGGGACCACAGAUUAUAGGGUGGUAGAUGCAGCAGGACGCGAAACGCACAGACAUAUUGACCAACUGAAACAGCGUAAACGGAGUUCACUAAUCUGUCCUUCUAGCCCAGCGAGUGUCGGCGGGGAGACGGGAGCGACAAGCACCGAGCCCGAAACGCAUGACACAAACAACCCCGGGGACGAUGCGCACGCAUUAGCCCACAGCCCGACUCGCGAACGUGAGAAAAUUGAGGAAUGCGUGGAAUCAAUCCCAACUAACACACAGCAACCCUCGCCUCCCAUUGAACCGCCUCGGUCUCGUCCCAUACGUAGAUGUAGGAUGAAAUAA
This is a messenger RNA of Melitaea cinxia (Glanville fritillary), 2667 nucleotides long. RefSeq lists its product as uncharacterized. The transcript is spliced from 2 exons. Gene Ontology annotation, molecular function: nucleic acid binding. The record is from RefSeq and is a predicted model, not a curated record. Bases 1 to 2667 code for a protein of 888 amino acids. Gene Ontology annotation, biological process: DNA integration. Lineage: Eukaryota; Metazoa; Arthropoda; Insecta; Lepidoptera; Nymphalidae.